Messenger RNA from Spinacia oleracea (spinach), 2165 nucleotides. RefSeq names its product 3-ketoacyl-CoA thiolase 2, peroxisomal-like. The record is from RefSeq and is a predicted model, not a curated record. Gene Ontology annotation, biological process: phenylacetate catabolic process; fatty acid beta-oxidation. Gene Ontology annotation, molecular function: acetyl-CoA C-acyltransferase activity. Lineage: Eukaryota; Viridiplantae; Streptophyta; Magnoliopsida; Caryophyllales; Amaranthaceae. The transcript has 3 exons. Gene Ontology annotation, cellular component: peroxisome. Bases 1509 to 1961 code for a protein of 150 amino acids.
GGAUCGUUACAUUUGAAAGAUUACAAUUGGAUGAUAUGAAUGAAAAUGAAAGUAUUUAGUAACUAAGGACUAACCUGAUGCAAAGACCCAAAGGAAAUUUUGGAAGAACAAUGAUUCAGGAUUCUGAUGGUUUGGUAAACAUUAAGGUCAAAUAUGUCUGAACACUGAACACUUUAACAUGGUUCUUCAGUAGCCAUGUAAAAAUCUCAAAUAGUUUUAAGUAAGUUCAAGUGAUACUCUUGUUUGAUUGGAGUUAUUUUCCCUAGACUAAUCUAUAUAGCUAAAUUCACAUGAUGUCAAACUUUACCUUCUGUGAUUUGAAUUUGCAACCUAUAGACUGAAUAGAGAAAAUACUUCUUUGUGGCUCGACUUGAGCUUUCUUGAGUAAUGGUUGCACUUUUCUGGAGUUCAAUUUUCCUGGAUUGUUUAAGCAACCCAUUUAGCUAAAAGGAGACUAGCAGAAAGAAAAAAUUACUUCAACAAACCUAUCUUAUGAUAUAGUCCCUCUGUCCCUACAAUAUUACCCCAAAUGCUUUUACUCACCUUCUAAGAGUUGGGUAAACUCAAAAGCAAGUGUGUAGGUAGAUUCAUCUUUUAUCUAUAUCAAAUAAUUGUGUAUGAGUAGAGAUAAUGUGAGAACCACAAACCAAAUAAAGUAUGGGACAAACAAAGGAGGACAUCCAUUUAUAGUAUACGAGAUAAUAUUUUAAUGAUGUAAGGGCCGAAGGAGAUUCAUCUUUAUAUAUAUAAAAUAAUUGUGUGUGAGUAGUAAUACUAUUUGUCCAAACUCGUGGAGAAGGACCCCUAUCAAAUUUAUUAAAAAUACAUGUCAUGUACUCUCUCCAUCUUAUUUUAUCCACCAUUUUGACUUUUAUUCCCAAUUAUGAGUCUUUGUACUAAUUCUUAUUAUUAUUAUUAUAAAUUCAAAAGCUAUAGCUUUAUAAAAGCAUAGUUAAAGAUGAAUCAAAACCCAAACAGUAUUGACUUUACUUUUUAAUAUCUCUAUUUUGCAGAAUAUAUCUGUCAAAAAAAAAGAGGAGGGACCAAGGGCUGCAAUUAAUUCAACUGAUUAAUACUCCGUAAUUAAUAUAGUAAUUAUAACUGUACAAAAAAGAUUUGCUAUCCUUUUCUUAAUAUUUGGUGAUGGAGUAGUUUGAUUACGCUGGCGCCUGGACUAUCAUCUAAGUAUAAGAAUUCUAUUUUUUUUUUUUGAGAUGCUUUUAAAAUUUUCAUUCCAAAUCCCAACCCACCAUGACUUAUUCAAGCAUGUCUUAUGCCUGAGUUUCACACUGAAAAUUCCAAAAAUAAAAUAAAAAUGGGUAGUAUUUAUUGGAAAAGGCGUAUUGCCGUAUUCUAAUGCAUAAAGUUCAUUUAUCAUUAUGGUUGCUAAAAAGAUUGUGGUGAUGCUUUUAUAGGGAAAAAUAAAAAAAAUCUUUUCUGAUUCAGUUAUUUUUACUCCAUUCUUAACGAAAUAAUCUCUGAACCACCUUUCUAUCUUUCUGUGUUUCAUGGCUGAAGCUCGUUUGCUUCAGUCAGUCCUUUUAAUCUUUCUUUCUGUAGUUGUCUUUGCUGAAGAUGAAACCCAGUUUAUCUACAAUGGCUUCCAAGGAGCCAAUCUUCGUCUUGAUGGGCUUGCAAACAUCCAACCAAAUGGCCUUUUGGUGUUAACCAACACUUCAAACUGCCAAGUUGAAGCCUGUUUUCAAGAAGAGUGGGACAACUACUGCUGCCAGGUGACUGAUGGUGUUGGAGCUGUUCUGCUGAUGAAGAGAAGUGUUGCCAUGCAGAAAGGGCUGCCUGUUCUUGGUGUCUUUAGGACUUUUGCUGCUGUUGGAGUUGACCCUGCUAUCAUGGGAAUUGGCCCAGCUGUUGCAAUCCCAGCUGCUGUGAAGGCUGCUGGCUUGGAACUUGAUGACAUUGAUCUCUUAGAAAUAAAUGAGGUGAGAGUUGGGCAUUUCUGAAGAAAUUCAUGGUGGAGUUUGGGUUGUAUUGAGGAUAUGUUGAUGGAUGCCGGCGAAUGAGUUUGUUGUGAUCUAGUAAUGUUAUGUUUUAUGUUUUUGUUAUGUGUUGUAUAUGACGUUGGAUGCUACUUGGAGCAUAUAUGUGGUUGUUGGAACAUAUAUGUAUGUUAUGUCUUUUAUACAAAUCUUUAUAAAUUCCGUUUU